CCUCUCCUCUCUCUCUUCUCAGCAAGUAGAAAAUCGCGGGAAACGCUUCUAUUCUUCUUCCAUCAAUAAAAAAAAAAAAUUUUUUCCCGAAAAAAAUUACACUCAAAUUUUCACUGAAAAUUCAUCAAUAAAAAAUUCUCUUCAAGUUAAAAUUGUCCAAUUUAACAUAAAACUCGGAAUAAAAUCGAAAAUUUCAUAUGUGUGUUUCAAAAUUCAUUGAUUCCUCAUAUAGUGUUGGUAAAAAUUAACCUAUAAAAUCACCGCCUGAUAUAGUGUUUCUAAAAUAUUUCUUAAUAAUUAACAUUAAAAAUAACCCUUUUUGCUUUUAAUUUCCUUUUGUUCGGUGAGAAUAUUUUUGUGUGAAAAAAAGUGCGUUUUAAUUCGAGGAGAAAAGAAAAUCGAGCUAUUAUUAAGUGGGGAAAUAAUGCAAUAAUAAUAUCUGAUCAAGAGGAUAUUAUUCUAAUUGUAUAUUCAUCCCCCGGGAGGGGGGAGGGAAAUGAAAAGUUGAUUGUUUUUUUUGCGGGAGAGAGAAAAAAAACACAAUUCUGAGCAAUGAACUCAUUUCCAACACCAGAAUCGUCUCCGGUGAUAAUUGAAUCCGAUGUCAGCAGCAACAAGUCAUCAAAGAAUUCUAAGAACGAGAGGAAGAAGAGUCUUCCUUUGAAAAAUGAGAGGAAAAAAUUGUCAAAAUCUUUAUCACCUGGAACGAGCGUUAAUGGAAAGAGGAAAACACUUUUUCCAAAAGUUGUUUUACCAUUGUUUCCGAAAAUUACGAAUAAGAAAGGAGCAAAUGUAGAAAAAACACCACCAAUUCGAAGAAAAUCAAUAUCGAAAAAAACAGCUGUAGAUCCUGAUUUUGUUCCCGAUUCUUCUGGGAGUUCGAGUGAGGAUGAUAACAGUGUAGAUGAUUAUCCUUUGAAAAAGAUUUCGGAAUCAAUCAGAAAAUCGGAUUUGAAUUUGUCGAAGACAAGUCAAAAAAGUUUGAAGUUGCCAAAAACACCCAAGACACCGAAAACACCGAAAACACCGAAGACACCAAAAACUCCGAAACAAAAUGCGAAGAGUCCAAAAAUUACUAUCGAUACACAAAAAUCGACGAAAAAGAAGAAAGAAUCGAAUAAUGAAAAGAAAGUUGACGAAAUUAAAAUCAAUGACAUUAAUGAUGACGACACUGUUAUUAAUGUACCGGCAAAGAAAAUGAAAUUAACCGAAAAUACAAAGGAAAUCGAAGAGACAAAAAUAAUGAAUAUCGAUUGGAAAUACGGAAUAAAUUGGACACCCGGAAAACUUGCUUGGGCACGUUUUGCAAAUUAUCCAUUUUGGCCAUGUGUCGUCACUCUCGAUCCAGACUCAAUGACUUAUCACCGACCAAUGGCUGCUGGAAAACGAACGAUUCGAAAUUUAGUUCAUGUCCAAUAUUUCGGCGACAAUGAACGUCACAGUUGGGUGAAUGAAACAAAUAUGUUGCCAUUCACGGGCGCCAAUGAUUUUGAGAAAUUUUUGAAAAAUUUACCCGAGAACAGUAAUUUUUCAAAGAAAAGAAUACGCGAUCAACGAAUUCCAUUCACGGUGAGUUCAACGUGGAAGCCAAAAUGGGAGAUUGCCACAUCGGAGGCGACGGAACUUUUAAAUACCACCGACCAAUAUCGAGCGUGUAUUUUUGCCCCGGCGCCGAUAGCUGCUAAAAAAACGCCAGUGCCCGGAAAAAAGAAACGCAAGCACUCCAUCAGCGAAUCGCAAUCAGCAGUGCCGGCAAAGAAAGCCAAACCAAUUCCUCGAGUAACACGCUCGCAAACACCAAAAGUACCAUCAGAAAUAAUUCCAGUAAAAUUAUCAUCCCGUCGACGCAGUACAAUAGCCCAACCAAAAACAAAUCUCAAAAAACUUUCAAAACUCAACAAAAGUACUGGCGAUCUAACGAAAAUUCCCCCCACUCUCCAAACAACAGGCGCCAAAUUAAAUGGCGCCUUCAGCAAAAGUACUGGAAAUCUCCUAAAACUCUUCGAAACUCUAACACCAAAAUUAAACGGUAAAUUAAAUACCACGAAAAAUGGCGAGCGACAAAUGAAAUUAAAUGGUAAAUUAUCCAAGAGUUUAAAAUCAUCACACGUCGAUAUUUUCGAUAGUUUAUCACAAACACCACCAACACCGCCAUCGAGUCUUUUGAAUAGUUCCUGGGACGAUGAUAAGAAGAAUUUCGACAUUGAUUACGAUUCAAAAUUACUCGCUCUCUGCGAUUCAGAGCUUGACGAUGAAAUAAAAUCCGAACGUUGGAGCAAUGAGCUUCAGCAGGAGAAAUUCAAUGGCAAUUUUUCGCCCACGAAUAAUCGUUCGAUUCCAUUUGACGCCGAUGUUGAUUCUGAUCUUGAGGAUGUUAAUAAAUCGACGAAAAAACGCAAGAGCAGAAGUAAAAGGAAUCGUGAGAGUGACAAUAAACAUAUUAACGAUUCGAAUAUUAGUAAUAAUAGUUUGAAAAUAAAGGAGAGAAGCGCGAGGGAGAAGGAGAUUAGGGAGAGAUUGAAAAUUAGGGACAAAUCGAAGGAUAGUAAGGAAAAGAUGAGGGAAAAAGUCAAGGAAAAUAGGGAGAAUAAGGAAAAAGUGAAGGAGAAUAAAGAGAAUAAAGAAAAUAAGGAGAGUAAGGAUAAAAGUAAAGAAGUAAAAGACGUUAAGGAGAAGAGAGAAUCGAAGGAGAAAUUAAAAGAAAAGGAAUCGAAGGAGAAAAUAAAGGAAAAGGACUCGAAGGAGAAAAUAAAGGAAAAGGACUCGAAGGAGAAAAUAAAGGAAAAGGACUCGAGGGAAAAAAUAAAGGAGAAGGAAUCGAAGGAGAAAUUAAAAGAAAGGGAAUCGAAGGAGAAAAUAAAGGAAAAGGAAUCGAAGGAAAAAAUAAAAGAGAAGGAAUCGAAAGAGAAACUAAAGGAAAAUAAAGAGAAAGUACAAGAGAAGGAGAAAGAUUCGAGGGACAGUAAAGAAAAGGAGAAUAAUGAUUCGUUGAAUUUAAGUGAUUUUGAGAAAGACGAGAUAAAAUGGACAAAACCAAUAAAUUUAUUCAAAGGAAUAAGAACUGAGCGAGUUUGUCAAAUUUGUGAACAAACUGGCAAAUUAGUGAGAUGUAAAGGACCAUGUUAUUCGUAUUAUCAUUUGAAGUGCGUCAAACCUGGUGAUUCGAGUCCAGAGCACAGUGAAAUUGAGGAUAAUUUUGAGGACGAGGUGUUUCAGGAUUUAAAGGAAAUUCGAAAGAAAAUUGCCGAGAGCGAGAGUUUCACGGAAAAAAUCGAAGUUAAAGCAGAAGAACUAACACCGCCACCGCCAUUGACUGAGGAAGAAACUUUCAAGUGUUUCGAUUGUCUUUCAAGUGUUGCGCCCGCAUGCUUCAUUUGCAAGGAUCGGGAAAUUGAUCGUGUUCGAUGUUCGGCGGGUGCUUGCGGAAAAUAUUAUCAUUCCUCGUGUCUCAAAACAUGGCCGCAGUCUCAGUGGCAAGGUGAAAGAUUGGUGUGUCCUUAUCACAUGUGUCACACGUGCAAUUCGGACAAUCCGCAAAAUGGCCACAUGGGCAAAACGAACGAGAAAUUAGUGAGAUGCGUACGUUGUCCCUCUUCAUAUCACACGUCGUCCUCGUGUCUGCCAGCCGGCUCCGAAAUUAUCACUGGCAAUCAAAUUAUUUGCCCAAAACACUAUAAAUGCCGGCAAGCGCCGCUAAAUGCGACCUGGUGUUUUCUCUGCACGAAAGGCGGAAGUCUCAUUUGUUGCGAGACGUGUCCCACAUCAUUUCAUCCUGAAUGUUUGGGUAUAAAAGCGCCGGACGAUGCAUUUAUGUGCGAGGACUGUGAAACCGGACGAUUGCCAUUGUAUGGCGAAAUUGUUUGGGUGAAACUCGGCAGUUAUAGAUGGUGGCCGUCGAAAAUUUGCUUCCCCGACGAGGUACCCUGCAAUGUCGAUGCGAUGAAACAUGAGACAGGCGAAUUUUGUGUCAUGUUCCUUGGCACAAGAAAUUACCACUGGGUCCACAAGGGUCGUGUCUUUUUGUAUCAGGAGGGCGACGCUGUCGCCAAGAAUACUGGCAAAAAGAAUUCCAUGGACGGCGCUUUUAGACGCGCAAUCCAGGAGGCCCACAAGUAUCAUCAAAUUUUAAAGGAGCAAAAGGCCCUCUCCACGUCCGUCAAGGAACUCGAGAAGGCUCUUAAACCUCCGUUUUACGUCAAAUUAAAAGUGAAUAAAGCGGUGGGCAAUGUGAAGGCGGCCGAAGUGGAUAGUAUUGUCGCUUGUGCAUGUUCACCGACAUCCGACAAUGCGUGUGCACAGGAUUCGGAUUGUUUAAAUCGAAUGCUACUGGUUGAGUGUAGUCCGGAGAUAUGUCCGGCUGGCAUUAAAUGUCAAAAUCAAUGUUUUGUGCAAAGAAUUUAUCCGGUAAUGGAGCCAUUUCACACUGUUGGUCGUGGCUGGGGCCUGAGGGCAUUGGAAUUGAUAAAAGCCAAUCAAUUUGUCGUUGAAUAUGUCGGUGAAAUAAUUGAUGAAGCCGAAUAUAAGCGACGUCUUCAACGCAAGAAGGAAUUGAAAAAUGAGAAUUAUUACUUUCUCACUAUUGACACUAAUCGUAUGAUUGACGCCGAACCGAAGGGAAAUCUCAGUCGAUUCAUGAAUCACUCGUGUUUGCCGAAUUGCGAGACGCAAAAGUGGACAGUGAAUGGCGACACGAGAAUUGGACUUUUCGCCGUGCGGGACAUUGAGGCUGGGGAGGAAUUAACGUUUAAUUAUAAUUUGGCCUGCGACGGUGAAGAGAAGAAGCCAUGUUUAUGCGGUGCGUCGAACUGCAGUGGUUUCAUUGGCUUAAAAGUCACGAAGAAACGAAUCAGUGCAAUUAAUGAGAAAAAAAAUGAGAAACCAAAAAUUCCAAGAAAACCAAAGAAGGUAAUUUGUUAUAAUUGUCAAAAGGAGAUAGUAACGAGCAAUGAAUUGAUAAAAUGCAAACAGAAAGGCUGCUCGAAGAAAUAUCAUAAAAAAUGUGUUUCGAGGACAAUUUUAGACACAAAAUUCAUUUGUCCUGGGCAUUUAUGUUUUCAAUGUGGCACAACAACGACGACUCACUGUUCUGUUUGUAAAAUCGCCUUUUGUCAAGCACAUCAAGAGGAAAAUAUGAUCGAAUCGAAAGGAUCGUUUGUCUGUAAAAAUCAUAAAAACGGCCUCAGUUUGGUGACAACAUCGUCGUCGUUGUUGUCGUCUUCGUCGUCGUCGUCAACAAUAGCGGAAGACGGAAAGGAGAAAUUGAACAACCUGGAGUUGGAGAAAUGUUCUUUUGCGCCUUCUGGUUGUUCGAGUCCAAUUGUCACGACGAGUAAAUCACAUUCGAAAAUUCAAAAUCAAAUUCAGGAACAGUCGGCGCGUGUAUCGAUAGAAGAGGUUCAUCUCAGCUGUGAAGAUUGUGAGGAAACACUCACCGAGGACACAGACGACGCCGAUGAAACGGAUAAUAAUCAUCAUGACAAAUCAAAUUCAAUACGACGAAGAUCAAGAAGAAUUAGUCAAAAACUUGACGCACUUAAAUCUCUUAAUUCUGAACAAUUAUUAGCAAUAAUUGGCGGUGGAGUUUAGAAAUUUUCUUUCUUUUUAAUAAUUCAGAGACAUAUCCGGAAAAAAAAGAAAAAAAUCUAUUUUUUUAUUAAAUAAUAUGUAAAAAUUUGUACAAAAUUCAGAAAUUUUUUUUAUUUUUUCA
Leptopilina heterotoma is the source of this 5707-nucleotide messenger RNA. It is a transcript of the gene NSD, whose product is annotated as histone-lysine N-methyltransferase NSD3. NCBI's taxonomy places the organism in Eukaryota, Metazoa, Arthropoda, Insecta, Hymenoptera, Figitidae. Gene Ontology annotation, cellular component: nucleus; chromatin. Gene Ontology annotation, biological process: regulation of DNA-templated transcription. The record is from RefSeq and is a predicted model, not a curated record. Bases 553 to 5586 code for a protein of 1677 amino acids. Gene Ontology annotation, molecular function: protein binding; histone H3K36 methyltransferase activity. The transcript has 14 exons.